ACAUAACAAGUCUGAAGAUACACACCCAAGGCCAUUCAGGGACAGUUCUGAGUUUACGCACGGACGCGAACACCAAGCUAGGAGAGAAACAGAUCGAUCGAGUCAUCGAGAAAUAAAGAAACCAAGCAAUGGCGGGCGAAGGAGAUGUGAAGCUGCUUGGCGUGGCGGUGAGCCCGUUCGCGCUCCGGGUGCGCAUGGCGCUGCAGAUGAAGGGCGUGGGCUACGAGUACAUCGAGCAGGACUUGUUCAACAAGAGCGAGCUGCUGGUGGCGUCGAAUCCGGUGCACAAGAAGGUCCCCGUGCUCAUCCACGGCAGCAAGCCCAUCUGCGAGUCUUCGGCCAUCGUGCAGUACGUGGACGAGGCCUGGGCCACGGGAGGCCCAUCCAUCCUCCCAGCCGACCCUUACCAGCGGGCCGUCGCUCGCUUCUGGGCCGCGUACGUCGACGACAAGGUGUUCCCGGCCUGGGUCGCCAUCAUGCGCGCGGCGACGGAGGAGGAGAGGGCGGAGAAGCUCGCCGCGGCGCAGGACGUGGUCGAGCUAAUGGAGGGAGCCUUCGCCGAGUGCUCUGGCGAUGGGGAGGAGGAGGAGGACAAGGACUUCUUUGGCGGCGACUCCGUCGGGUACGUCGACCUCGCGCUGGGGUCCAACCUGUUCUGGUUCCAGCCGCUGCACGAGAUGUUCGGCGUGACGGUCAUCGACGCCGGCAAGGCUCCGCGGCUGGCCGCGUGGGCUGAGCGGUUCCUGGAGACGGAGGUGGCCAAGGUGGUGGCGCCGGCCCCGGGCAGCGUGGUGGAGUACGCCGGGAAGCUCAGUGCUCGCCGCUUGGCUGCUGCUGCCGCGGCAGCCAAUAAGUGAGUGGCCAGGAGAGCUUCGGUGGUCUCCGGACCUGUGGAACGACAUUUGGUCGCCGUUGAAUCUCUCGUGGACGUAUGGGUCUAGUCUGAUGAUUGUGGUCAUCAAUUUAUUAGCUUACCCAAAAUGGUUUCAACUUUACUUUUCUGAGUUGUGUGUGAUCGAUUUCAUUAUGUUGACAAUAAAAUGUUCAUUUUAUUAUAUUUUUCAUGCGUGUGUUUUGUUAA
Molecule: messenger RNA, 1081 nt
Organism: Brachypodium distachyon (stiff brome)
Lineage: Eukaryota; Viridiplantae; Streptophyta; Magnoliopsida; Poales; Poaceae
Product: probable glutathione S-transferase GSTU6
Exons: 1
Coding region: 129-857 (242 amino acids)
Biological process (GO): glutathione metabolic process
Cellular component (GO): cytoplasm
Molecular function (GO): glutathione transferase activity
Source: RefSeq, a predicted model, not a curated record